Molecule: messenger RNA, 3507 nt
Organism: Aspergillus tanneri
Lineage: Eukaryota; Fungi; Ascomycota; Eurotiomycetes; Eurotiales; Aspergillaceae
Product: hybrid sensor histidine kinase/response regulator
Exons: 7
Coding region: 1-3507 (1168 amino acids)
Biological process (GO): protein autophosphorylation; phosphorelay signal transduction system
Molecular function (GO): phosphorelay sensor kinase activity; histidine phosphotransfer kinase activity
Source: RefSeq, a predicted model, not a curated record
AUGGUGUUGUUGGGCUCAACAGCGCUCCAUGACUCAACCGCGCGAUCGAAUGCGGAAAAGGUUGCUCUAGAGCUGUCAAGAUUGUAUUCUACGACACGAGGCGAGAUCGACAGGUUACAGGGCCGCGUUACUUCGUCCGAUACUCCGUCCGAUACUCCCAAUGCUCAUUUUUCGGAUACUGUCCUCCCAACUAUAGCCCAGCUGGGGCUUUUCCAUGCCGGCUGUGCCGCUGCCUUUGUCACCCUGAUUCACAAUGAGAAAACAAAUAUCAUAGCUCGAGCGACAGCUUCUCGCUCGUCAAGUGGCCAAUAUAAGAUCGAAAAUGGUGAUAUGGGGGUUGGAACUCUGGGCUUAGAAGUGGAUGGACAUCGUGGACGUGGCACAUCGGAUAUUUCAUCGAAUGGUUCAUCUCGCAUAAUUCAUGACCUAGCCGCUGAGAAUAACCUCAAAAAGCACUCAUUCGUCGUUCGGUUCCCAGAAACGCGGCUUUAUGCGGAAAUGCCCUUAUAUAGUUCUCGCUGGGGCACCUUUGGCACGUACUGCGUUGUAGACGACAAACCUCGGGCGGUGUUUAACGGUAGCAAUGUCACUAAUCUACGAGUGGUUGCGGACGCAGUUGUGCAUCAUCUCGAAAAUAUCUACGAUCUACACUGUCAACGAAAGUUGAAUAGUUUACUAAGUACACUUAUGACAGUUAAAGGCCUACCAAAUGUGGAGGGUCGUGAGCGCAUCGCUCCAAAAAAGCAACGACCAGCAGCGGAGAAUACUUUGCGCCAGAGUCCUGAGUUUUAUCGUUCUGAUCCCCCCCUUAAUGCAUCGAAUAAAAGCCGUGAUACUUCGCCCAUCUCAGCGAGGCUGCAAGCCAGGGAUGAGGCACAGUCGUCUCCAUUUUUCCCGAUUAUCGAGCCUCCCACCCCCCCGUCCCGCGAGAAACAUCAAACUCAUCUACGAAAGUGCUCUGAUGACUCGUCUCACCUAGUAACUGUACCAGAGAAGGUCACCCCUUCUCCCCUUACAUCGUUGCUCUUCUCCCGAGCCAGCUCGCUGCUACAAGAGUGCAUGGGCUUGGACGGCGUUCUGUUUUUAGAUGCCGCCCAAAGCAACCCCCGAAGCCUUUCACAUACCACUGCCAGUGCCAGUGACUGGGAUGCGCUCUCCAAGGAUUCCGACGUCAGCACUAUGGCGCAUUCUCCUGGAGCCUUUUCACCUGGUGUAUCAUCGCAAGGCGCAUGCCCAGAAAAGUUGUGCGAACCUUUGGCAAUGUCCAUUGCGGAGUCGGCGCACGAGAGUGGCCGAAUUUUCAGACUCGCUCUCAACGAAGGAUUGUUGCGUGAUAUGUUGGUCUCGUUUCCGCAAGGGGAGAUAUUCUAUCCGGAACAUCCGGGCGGGUGCCCUCCUAACGGCAGUACCAAGCACUGGAGUAGCGCUAAUGGGCAGCAACGUGCCCUAUACUUCGCCACCAAUUCUCGUCUGGCACAAGCGUUCCCCGGCGCCAACUCCUUAGUCUUCUGUCCUAUAUGGAAUUGGGAUAAGUCCUGCUGGCUUACUGCGAUUGUGGCUUGGACGGGCAAUAAUCAACAAUUGUUUGGACAGGAGGAUCUGUAUUAUUUGAAGGUUUUUGGCGACGUGGUAGCCUCGGAGUAUUUCCAAAUUGGAUGGACAGCCACUGAAAAGUCUAAGUCGGAUUUGCUCUCCAGUGUCAGUCAUGAGCUGCGUUCGCCGCUCCAUGGUAUGCUGGCGAGCACCGAGCUGUUGCAGACCACGCCGCUAGAGCGACCCCAGAAAGAUAUCGUCAAAAUGAUCGAAACAUGUGGUAUGACUCUACUGGAUACAAUGAACCACCUACUCGAUUUCACCAAAAUCAAUAAUUUGACUAAUAUAUCUCAUCUAAACAAGACGAAAGACAGCCAGCAGGAAGUCGAACUUGAUCACUUGGUAUCGAGGUUUGAGAUGGACGUUCUGGUUGAGGACGUUGCGGAGGCUUUGUACUCUAGUCAUCGGACACGCACUAAUGCUUCGAAAAUCGCCAGUCGCUAUGUGAGCAGCACAGUUGCUGGCAAUGAGCCAGCUGGUCUAGGUACGGAAGGGUCGGAUGGGUCGGACGAUUUGAUGGUUGUCGUCCGCAUUGAAGAACAGCCAUCAUGGACGAUCAAUUCGAUUUCCGGGGGCUGGAGGAGAGUCGUCAUGAACCUACUGGGCAAUGCGUUUAAAUUCACGCGGUCGGGGCUCAUUGAGGUUUCCUUGUCGCAGCGCGUGGAAAGAUCGGCUGGCUCGAAGACCGUAUAUGCGCACAUCUCGAUCACCGAUACUGGAUGUGGAAUUUCGCGCGACUUUCUGGAACAGAAGCUUUUCAAACCCUUCACACAGGAGGAUGUUCUCACCGAAGGGGUUGGACUCGGGCUGAGUGUCGUGCGAGAGAUUGUGACCUAUCUUGGUGGCACGGUCGAUUUGAAAAGCGAGGUUGGCAAGGGGACCCAAGUUGAUGUGUUCAUCCCCGUGGAAUUCCUUCCGGAUCCAUCCACUCCGCGCGCCAUGAUCCCAGGACGAGAUGUUCCAGGUGCGAGGACCGUGAAGCGGGUCAGCCUAAUCGGCAUGGAUGCUUACGCUAGCUUGUAUGGCGCACCGGCUAAACAGCUGAGUACAAAUGCGAAGCGUAAACUGGCUAUUCGCUGUGCGCUGAGCAACGUGCUGUUGAGCCAGCCAGGGUGGACGGUUUCGUUUGCAGAGUCCCUUGACAAGUCGUCCGGGGAUAUUGGAGUCAUCGAGGAAUCGACAUUGAAGAAGAUCGCCGGAACUGGUUCCAUCGAGACCAAGUUCAAAACAAUUCUUGUUUUAGGGGAACAAGGCGUAUCUCUUCCAGGAAACUUUGCUAUCAAAGGCGCCGAUGUGAUUUAUUUAUCGCAGCCACUUGGACCACGCAAGAUUACUGAGGCAUUGCAGCGGUCUGCACAUUCUCACUGCGAAGCCCUCCCUUACGCGGAGAGUCCCAUCUCUGGUCCGUUCUCCGGGAUUCCCAACCGCGGGCGAUCAUUGUCCGAAGCCUUUGCGCUCGCCAAGGGCACCGAGUCGCCACCGGUUGCGAAGGAGAACGUGUCCGAGUAUUCCCCUCCUUCGCCGCAGAUACCGCCCCGCAAAGAUAUGCGUGUUCUGAUUGUAGACGACAACGAUAUUAACCUCAAGAUAUUGUCCACGUUCAUGCGAAAAAUUGGCUGUACCUACGAAACUGCCAGCAAUGGGCUAGCCGCAUUGGAACAGUACAAAAGUUCGGGAGGUAGAUUUGAAUAUGUGUUAAUGGACAUUUCCAUGCCCAUUAUGGACGGGAUUGUUUCCUCGCGUAAAAUCCGCGAAUACGAGGAACUCCAUUCUAUACCACGCGCCGCCAUCAUGGCCGUCACUGGGGUGGCCUCGAGCAGUAUGCAACAACAGGCGUUUGCGGCCGGGAUAGACGAUUACCUGAUCAAGCCACUGUCCCUUCACGAUUUGAAACGAAUUAUGAAUAUACCAUAA